Dioszegia hungarica is the source of this 1008-nucleotide messenger RNA. RefSeq lists its product as uncharacterized. The record is from RefSeq and is a predicted model, not a curated record. Lineage: Eukaryota; Fungi; Basidiomycota; Tremellomycetes; Tremellales; Bulleribasidiaceae. The transcript has a single exon. The coding region runs from base 1 to 1008 and encodes 335 amino acids.
AUGCCGACCAUCGACUCUAUGUUGAAUCCUGUCAUCCCCGACACCGCCGAGGACCACACAGUCGACAGCGCUCCCGCCUACAUCGCUCCAGUCGAGGCAGCCAAUACCACGUACGUCACGUCCUCCGAUCUCAAAGAGACCAAAUUGGCCUCUGUUGAGAUUCCCUCGAGGCUCUUUGUUCGAUACCACGCCAAAUGUGACUGGAUCGACGAGGACGGAGGAUGCGACGGCUCCGCAUUCGGAUGCCCGUCCAGCGGAGUGGCUGAUAUGGUCGCCUUUCAUGACCCUUGCCCACCCCAGCAAAAGGUGGCCGGCUGGUCUGAGGCGCGAUGGGAGGAGCACAGGAAGCACCAUCCGGAGUGGGAAGAGUGGCAGGCGGAGUAUCAAGAGAGUUACUGUCCUCGACAUCUGCCGAGAGUACAAGAGCGUACUAGAUUGGCGGGCUCCAGCAUCAGCACCGAAAAGGUCAGGGCGAACUGCGGGUUUACGUCUGGGGCGAGAGGUAGCAACACGUGUCAGCGUCAGGUCAUGACCGGCCCGACGCCCCCGGGCAAAUCUGGGGUGGUGAGGACCGUGGACGGUACGGCGGUAUGCUCAAGGAAGCAUGCCUUGCUGUUGGACAGGCGGAUGGAGCAAAGGCAGCAGCACCAAGCACGCAACCUGGAGAGACUCUUCGGGACCAGCUCGAUCGCGCAGCUUGAUCUUGGUGACGGGUUCAUGUUGAGGUGCAACAUGUUCGACGCCGUCGGGGAUACAGAGGGAGGCGAGACUCAGUCCCAAGCCACUCGAUACGAACUUGCUUGCGGGAGGCUGUCGUUGUUCCGUUGGUCGACUGACGAGCCCAGGGACCCGGCAUCCGAAUUCAAGGAGAUUCGACGCCGAUUUGACAACGGGGAGAUCUUGGACAAGUUGAGUGUCAGAAUGACUGGAAGGCUCAAUAAGGCGUUUGAGUCCAGCGACGAUAUGAUCGCUUCGAGUUCGGGCUGGACGCAUACCACUGAGCUUUAA